CCCAUGGCAAACCGGUAACACACCGACGGAGUCGAUAAGACGUCAACGGCCGCUGGCAAACUCCGACUAAAGACUGGAAUAAAACCCACAUUUUCGACUGGGCAGUGGGUAUUUAUCUAUAAACUUCAUAUCUGCGUGGAUGCCUUUAAAUGUUAAGAUAUUGUCAUUUAGAAGACACCGCGAAUGGUUCGAGGCUCCUGACAUACUCUGUUUCGCGACGGCUGUUAAAACCAUUUUCCUCGGUCUUUUUGCUUGCCAGCUGGUAGCAAUUACGGAUCAACGACAUACGGUAGGAGACACGGUGGGGAGUCCGUGCUCUUUUGGUUGCCUGACUCGGUACUGUCUGGGUGGACCUCGGACUGGAGCAGCACCUCGGAGCGGCCCGCUUCGACAGCGCGGUAGAGCCGGGGUGUAGUUCGUCUUACGGAGGACAUUCAGCGGCUUUAAACAAACACCUUUCAGCCGCUAUUUGAUCUCCAGGAGCCGGCUAGAAUCCGGACAGAGACCUCAUGAAUGGAAAUCGGAACUACAGGAGCUGUUGGGGCUGCACCCCUGUUCUCCGUACCUCGGAGGCCAGGCUAUGGCACCAUGGGGAAGCCCAUCAAGCUGCUGGCCAACUGCUUCCAGGUGGACAUCCCCAAAAUGGACGUCUACCUGUACGAUGUGGACAUCCAGCCCGAAAAGUGCCCACGUCGUGUUAACAGGGAGGUGGUGGAUUCCAUGGUGCAGCACUUUAAGGUGACAAUCUUUGGGGACAGAAGACCAGUCUAUGAUGGCAAGAAAAGCCUCUACACCGCCCAACCGUUGCCAGUUGCCACAGGGGGGGUGGACCUGGAUGUGACCUUGCCAGGUGAAGGUGGGAAGGACAGGCUGUUUAAGGUCACCAUUAAGUUUGUGUCACUGGUCAGUUGGCACUUGCUGCAUGAGGUCCUCACUGGGCGGAGCACACCUGAUCCUCUGAACCUGGAUAAGCCAAUCAGCACCAAUCCCGUACAUGCUGUGGAUGUUGUUAUGCGCCAUCUGCCCUCUAUGAAGUACACCCCAGUGGGACGAUCUUUUUUCUCUUCCCCCGAGGGCUAUGAUCACCCACUGGGUGGGGGGAGGGAGGUGUGGUUUGGCUUCCACCAAUCAGUGCGUCCGGCUAUGUGGAAAAUGAUGUUGAACAUUGAUGUGUCUGCCACUGCAUUCUACAAAGCUCAACCUGUGAUUCAGUUCAUGUGUGAGGUUCUGGAUAUCCACAACAUCGAUGAGCAGCCUCGACCGCUUACUGAUUCCCACAGAGUCAAAUUCACCAAAGAGAUCAAAGGUCUAAAGGUGGAGGUCACCCACUGUGGCACCAUGCGGAGGAAGUACAGGGUGUGUAAUGUUACUCGUCGACCAGCCAGUCACCAAACGUUUCCAUUACAGUUGGAAAAUGGCGAGACCGUGGAGAGAACAGUGGCACAAUACUUCAGGGAAAAGUACAACUUACAGCUCAAGUACCCCCAUCUGCCCUGCCUGCAAGUAGGGCAAGAGCAGAAGCACACAUACCUGCCUUUAGAGGUGUGUAACAUUGUGGCAGGCCAGCGCUGUAUUAAAAAAUUAACAGACAACCAAACCUCCACCAUGAUCAAAGCCACGGCCCGCUCGGCACCAGACAGACAGGAGGAGAUCAGCAGACUGGUGCGCAGUGCCAACUACAACUCGGACCCCUUCGUGCAGGAGUUUCAGUUCCGUGUGCGGGAUGAGAUGGCGGAGGUGACGGGUCGUGUCCUGCCCGCCCCUAUGCUCCAGUACGGCGGCAGGGUGAGCUCUGAACACUUUAUGAAUCGUACAGUAGCCACCCCAAGUCAUGGAGUGUGGGAUAUGAGAGGCAAGCAGUUUCAUACUGGUGUGGAGAUCAAGAUGUGGGCCAUUGCCUGCUUUGCCACUCAGAGACAAUGCAGAGAGGAAGUUCUCAAGGGCUUUACAGACCAGCUCCGGAAGAUCUCUAAGGAUGCAGGGAUGCCCAUACAGGGCCAGCCAUGUUUCUGCAAAUACGCUCAGGGUGCAGAUAAUGUGGAGCCCAUGUUCCGCCACCUGAAAAACACCUACGCUGGCCUCCAACUCAUCAUCGUCAUUUUACCUGGGAAGACUCCUGUCUACGCUGAAGUGAAACGUGUUGGAGACACUCUUCUGGGAAUGGCCACUCAGUGUGUUCAGGUGAAGAACGUGGUGAAAACCUCCCCUCAGACCCUCUCCAACCUCUGUCUCAAGAUCAACGUCAAACUGGGUGGCAUCAACAACAUACUGGUACCCCAUCAGCGCCCAACUGUAUUCCAGCAGCCUGUCAUUUUUCUGGGAGCUGAUGUCACUCAUCCGCCUGCAGGAGAUGGCAAGAAACCCUCCAUUGCAGCUGUGGUGGGCAGCAUGGACGCUCACCCCAGCAGGUACUGCGCUACCGUCCGUGUUCAGAGGCCCAGACAGGAGGUGAUUCAGGACCUGGCGUCCAUGGUGCGAGAGCUGCUCAUCCAGUUCUACAAGUCCACCCACUACAAACCCACCAGAAUCAUCUUCUACAGGGAUGGUGUGUCUGAGGGACAGUUCAGACAGGUGCUGUACUACGAGUUGUUGGCCAUACGUGAAGCUUGCAUCAGCCUCGAGAAGGAAUAUCAACCAGGAAUUACUUACAUAGUGGUGCAGAAGCGUCACCACACUCGUCUCUUCUGCGCUGACCGCACUGAGAGGGUGGGUCGCAGUGGUAACAUACCAGCAGGUACCACAGUGGACACUGAUAUCACCCAUCCUUAUGAAUUUGACUUUUAUCUGUGCAGCCAUGCUGGAAUACAGGGUACAAGCCGACCUUCACACUACCAUGUGCUAUGGGACGACAACUGCUUUACAGCCGAUGAAUUCCAGCUCUUGACCUACCAGCUGUGCCACACAUAUGUGCGCUGUACCCGCUCCGUUUCCAUCCCUGCGCCUGCCUACUAUGCCCACCUAGUGGCCUUUAGAGCCCGCUACCAUUUAGUGGAUAAAGAGCACGACAGUGCGGAAGGCAGCCACGUGUCGGGCCAGAGUAAUGGCCGAGACCCCCAGGCCCUGGCCAAAGCUGUGCAGAUCCAUCACGACACUCUGAGGACCAUGUACUUUGCUUAGCCCCGCCUCCACAGACCUGUCAGUCACUGGUCAUCAUGCACUUAGCGGAGGAGGGCUUCUCCCAAUCACAGGCUGCUAAUGAGAACCAAAUGUAGAACUUACAGGAGGAACUAGCACUGUUAUGCAAUAGAAAAACAGCCAAUCUUUCCAGUCUGCUUCGCUUACUAAUUGUUUUUAAUAUGUAGAUAGCAGCUAUACCAUUAUUUAUUAGAUUUGUACAUCUGUUUAACUAUUAAUUUUGCUUAUUUAGGUCACAAAACCAAGUUUAAGAAGGUUUGCUUGAUGAACUCAUUACUAGAUCAGUGAAUGAGGCAGUGUUAUUUCUUUAGGAGCAGAUUGAUUAGCCCUACUCAUCUUGAUUUCUCCUUUUACAGUUUUGUUCCACAACUAAUCAAACACGCAUGAAGUUGAACAUCGGUGUCUUCUGGUUUAGUUGAAAAUGUCAGGCAGGCGUGUCUGAACUAAUGCUGGAGGAAUGCCACUAGAGGGCAGUGCGAUGUUGGCUAGGACAUCUUACUGUAGGUCCUUCACUGGACAUUUGCUGCGCUAAUCUGAAACCAUCCUUUAUAUUUUACUAGUAAAUCAUGCUUUUCAAGCAAAAUCGUAUCUAGUAUCUGCAAAAAAGACAAUUGAAAUGUUAUUCCAUUUCAUUCCAACCAGUCAGAAAUCCAUAUUUGUUCCUUUGCAUCUCAUUUUCUUAUUCAGAUUUUUUAACAUGCGAGUAACCUCUUUUAUUCCAAUUUCACAGUCUUUCAAAUGAUUCUAUAUAACUCUGUGAUGCAUUAACUUUCUAGUUCAUGCGCUGUCUGGAAAAUAUUGCACCUACCAUUGAACUAUCGGUUCUUUUCGGUUCCUGGCGACUUUCUCUUUGGCUCGCUCAUUAAUUAUAAGUGACAGAUUAGCUAAGGACUGCGGAAUCAACAAAAGAUGAACUUUGAAACUCAAGGGUUGUCAAAACGUUUCCACAUAGUCAGUUGUUUAUGUAUGUUUGUUGAAUGCUGUGUGCCUCAUUCAUUUUGAGUGCGCUUACAACACAAGCAUUCAAAUCAGUCAAAGCAUGACCAUUACACAUUUGAUGGAUGUGUGUGCACAUAUAAUCCACCCAAGGCUACUCUGAGGCCUACGUCAUCCAUUAAUAUUAACUUUACAACUGUUAGACAUUUCAUUCUGACUAAUGAUCUCAGCUUAUUUAUAAUGUUGCUUUUAACUUGCAUUUGUCAAUAGCGCAUCUGUAAAUUUAAUUUAUCAGUUAAACUUUUCAGUUUCUUUAUUUCACGUUUUAGCCCUGUGAACUCUGACAAACACUGUCCCAUAAUCCUUUUAGUGCAAUAAGUUAAUUAUUGACGGCUCUGUCGUAGACUUUCAUUAUACCAUGCAAACCGAACCUUAUGAGUGAAUGCUUUAAUUUAAAAAAAACUUUUGUAUGUGGCAUUGUGUAAGAGAACUUGAAUUGAUAUGGAUGAUGUGUGCUAGAAGGCUAGAAUGCUGGGUUGCGUUUACAGAGGAGAUGGAUACUCUCAUGGCUAUGUUUUAUGGGAAAGAAUCAGUUUGCUGUCAAGAGAUUUUGGACAAACCUUGCUGUCAAAUGAGACAAAGUGCCUGUUUUGUAGGAAAUAUCCCUAAAAUGCAAUUCUGUUGGGGUAUUUUUAAAUAUAUAAUUAAAGUAAGUGGCGUAUAUAUGGGUCGGACAGAUAUUUAGCUAUUGAAAUGGUUUUUAUUAAGGUCUUUCUGUUGUUAAAGGCAAUUUGAAUAGUUGAACUAAUAUAAAACUGAAUAAACCAAGUGCUGGGUCAUUUUCUUUUGAACUUUUAAA
Molecule: messenger RNA, 4930 nt
Organism: Carassius carassius (crucian carp)
Lineage: Eukaryota; Metazoa; Chordata; Actinopteri; Cypriniformes; Cyprinidae
Gene: ago3b
Product: argonaute RISC catalytic component 3b
Exons: 19
Coding region: 514-3117 (867 amino acids)
Biological process (GO): regulatory ncRNA-mediated gene silencing; regulation of stem cell proliferation
Molecular function (GO): RNA binding; protein binding
Source: RefSeq, a predicted model, not a curated record